Messenger RNA from Symphalangus syndactylus (siamang), 1685 nucleotides. RefSeq names its product chromosome 22 C1orf174 homolog (gene C22H1orf174). The record is from RefSeq and is a predicted model, not a curated record. Lineage: Eukaryota; Metazoa; Chordata; Mammalia; Primates; Hylobatidae.
GGGCGCUGCACUGUGAUUAGCUGCGCUGACGUCGGACGCCGCCGCGGCGCGCUCUGCAGACUCCGGGUCGCCGCUCCGCCGGGACGCGUUGGGCCGGGGCGCGCGGUGCUUGGCUGCGGUGCUGACACUCAUGAGGAGCCGGAAGCUCACAGGUGCAGUGCGGUCUUCGGCGCGCUUAAAAGCACGAAGUUGUUCGGCAGCCAGGUUGGCCUCUGCCCAGGAAGUCGCUGGUUCCACGUCUGCCAAGACAGCAUGUCUGACUUCCUCAUCCCACAAAGCCACGGACAGGCGAAUGUCCAAGAAGUUCAAAUGUGACAAAGGACAUCUUGUAAAGUCAGAAUUACAGAAGCUUGUCCCUAAGAAUGACAGCGCUUCUUUGCCAAAAGUGACACCUGAGACCCCUUGUGAAAAUGAGUUUACUGAAGGCAGUGCCUUGCUUCCAGGCAGCAAGACUGGCGUUUCUGUGCAGCAGGGGGCUGCAAGUCUUCCCCUCGGUGGCUGCAGAGUUGUGAGUGACUCUCGCUUAGCAAAGACUAAAGAUGGCCUGUCUGUGCCGAAACACAGUGCCGGGUCCGGAGCAGAAGAAUCCAACAGCAGCUCCACUGUGCAGAAGCAGAAUGAGCCAGGGCUAGAGACAGAGGACGUGCAGAAGCCACCACUUCAGAUGGACAACAGCAUCUUUCUAGAUGACGACAGCAAUCAGCCAAUGCCCGUGAGCCGGUUCUUUGGAAACGUUGAGCUCAUGCAGGACCUCCCUCCUGCGUCUUCAUCUUGUCCUUCAAUGAGCAGACGAGAGUUCAGAAAAAUGCAUUUCAGAGCCAAAGAUGAUGAUGAUGACGAUGAAGAUGAUGAUGCAGAAAUGUAGAGGCCAUACAAAAUGAUGUCCUUGAGUAUUUAGUACCAUUAACAAUUUGGCAAUUUAGCACAUUACAAGAUUUAUAUAAAAUGUAUCUCCAAGAGAAUGUCUUAAUCAAACUUCAGAACUGACCCAUCAAAGUCAAUAGUGCAAAGCACCCAGUACCUGUGGAGGAUGUACUCAUGGGAACUAAAAUUCAAACCGUCUUUGAGGUUGCAAAGCUGCUGUACUGUGCCAAUGUCCUUUCUUUUUUUUUUUUUUUCCUUGGAGACAGAGUUUCUCUCUUGUCGCCCAGGCUGGAGUGCAAUGGCGCAAUCUCAGCUCACUACAACCUCCACUUCCUGGGUUCAAGUGAUUCUCCUGCCUCAGCCUCCUGAGUAGCCGGGAUUACAGGCGUGCGCCACCAUGCCCAGCUAGUUUUUGUAUUAUUAGUAGACACGGGGUUUCUCCAUGUUGGCCAGGCUGGUCUCAAACUCCUGACCUCUUGAUCCGCCUGCCUCAGCCUCCCAAAGUGCUGGGAUUACAGGCGUGAGCCACCAUGCCUGGCCAGUGUCCUUUCUUAUACACGUAUAUACAUGAUGAUGGCUUGAGUCAGCUGCAGGGCAGUGGGCUUAAUGAGAGGGAUCUUUGUAAAGACAGCUCUUCACUUCAGCUCAGUAGCUUUGGUCAUAGGCAAGUUUGUUUUCCAUUAUCAUAAUUUGAUCAUUCUUGUGAUGAAUUCAAUGCUGGUUCUUAAAGAACUCUUUUAUUUCUGUAUGCGGAGCUAAUGUUUACCUUGGAAAUUUUGCAAAAUACAUGUAAGGAAGAAAUAAAAUAUAUUUUGAAAAUA